UGGCGCCGCUCGGGGUCCUUCCGUGCGCUUUGAUACGAUUGGCCGAGGGAGAGAGUUUCUCUUUUCCUCCCUGGCUGUCUGAAGAUCUGUUGCCAUCAUGAAUGACACAGUAACCAUCCGGACCCGGAAGUUCAUGACUAACCGACUCCUCCAGAGGAAGCAAAUGGUUAUUGACGUCCUUCACCCUGGGAAAGCAACAGUACCUAAGACAGAAAUUCGGGAAAAACUUGCCAAAAUGUACAAGACAACCCCAGAUGUCAUUUUUGUGUUUGGAUUCAGAACCCAUUUUGGAGGUGGCAAGACAACCGGUUUUGGCAUGAUUUAUGAUUCCUUGGAUUAUGCAAAGAAAAAUGAACCCAAACAUAGACUUGCAAGACACGGCCUGUAUGAGAAGAAAAAGACCUCAAGAAAACAGCGGAAGGAGCGCAAGAACAGAAUGAAGAAAGUCAGGGGCACUGCGAAGGCUAAUGUUGGGGCUGGCAAAAAGAAAUGAAGUGUCUGGCAGUGAGCUGGAGAUUGGAGAACAGCCGAAGGAGUAGAGACUGCAGUGCCUGUCUGUGGUGACGCGCCUUUUUCUCGGGAAGAUGAAUAAACUGUAAAAGCUC
This is a messenger RNA of Cavia porcellus (domestic guinea pig), 605 nucleotides long. It is a transcript of the gene Rps24, whose product is annotated as ribosomal protein S24. The coding region runs from base 98 to 493 and encodes 131 amino acids. The transcript has 7 exons. Gene Ontology annotation, biological process: translation. The record is from RefSeq and is a predicted model, not a curated record. Lineage: Eukaryota; Metazoa; Chordata; Mammalia; Rodentia; Caviidae. Gene Ontology annotation, molecular function: structural constituent of ribosome. Gene Ontology annotation, cellular component: ribosome.